CCUGUCCAAAAAUGCGUCAACCUUCUAUUUCCCGCGACUCGAUGCGCAACGAGCUCGUCGUUGUCUUUGGCGAGUUCUGUGGCACUUUCAUGUUCCUUCUCAUGUCUUAUAUUGGCACCCAAGCCGCCAUUGAUAAUAACUCACCAGGGAAUCCUGACGCACCUCUUUUUCCCUUUUCUCUAAUGUACAUUGCUGCUUCUUUUGGAACUGCUUUGGCUGUUAACGUAUGGGUGUUUUAUCGAGUUACAGGCGGAAUGUUUAAUCCGGCUGUUACUCUUGGGCUUGUUCUCGUCGGCGCAGUCAAGCCGCUCCGUGGCCUCUUAAUCCUUCCUACACAAAUUGUUGCUGGCAUUGCCGCCGCUGCAGUUACCGACGCCCUGCUGCCAGGCCCUCUCCUUGUAGCCAACAAGCUUUCUUCCGGCACCAGCAUCUCUCGCGGUCUUUUCAUCGAGAUGUUCCUCACAUCACAGCUCGUCAUCACGGUAUACUUCCUUGCUGUAGAGAAGCACCGAGCUACCUUCUUGGCCCCCCUGGGCAUCGGUCUCUCCGUCUUCAUCGCGCACCUUUGCGGCACAAACUUCACCGGAACGGGCAUCAACCCAGCUCGAUCAUUUGGUCCUUGUGUUGUCACCAGCUUCACGGGCUACCAGUGGAUUUAUUGGGCCGGACCGUUCAUGGGCGCCUUGCUCGCCUUUGCGGUCUAUAGCAUUCUCAAGUGGAUGGAGUACCACAACGCCAAUCCAGGCCAAGACGAUGAUAGC
Trichoderma asperellum CBS 433.97 is the source of this 761-nucleotide messenger RNA. RefSeq lists its product as uncharacterized. Gene Ontology annotation, cellular component: plasma membrane. Lineage: Eukaryota; Fungi; Ascomycota; Sordariomycetes; Hypocreales; Hypocreaceae. Gene Ontology annotation, biological process: transmembrane transport; water transport. Gene Ontology annotation, molecular function: water channel activity. The record is from RefSeq and is a predicted model, not a curated record.